AUGCAAAGAAUCUUUAGGAGCAGCAGCUACAUGGACGUGCGCUGGUUUCCCUUCGACGUGCAGCGCCUGAAGUUCGGCUGGUGGACGUACGGCAGCUGAUCUCUGGACCUGCAGAUGAUCGAGGGAGUCACCGGAUACAUCUCCAACAGAGAGUGGGACCUCGAGGAGGUUCCCGGCCUCAGGAACGAGCGUUUCUACGACUGCUUCAAGGAGCCGAACGCUGACGUAACCUUCACCCUGGUGAUGAGGAGGAGGAUCCUCAUCUCCACCCUCUCUCUCCUCGUCUUCCUGCUGCCCGCCGACUCCGGAGAGAAGAUCUGGCUGGGUGUCACCGUGUUGCUCUCUCUGACUCUCUUCAUGCUGCUCGUGGCUGAGAUCAUGACGUCAGACUCUGUUCCUCUGAUCGCUCAGUACUUUGCCUCCACCAUGGUGAUGGUGGGUCUGUCUGUCAUUGUGAAGGUUCUGGUUCUGCAGUAUCAUCACCACGACCCUGAUGGAGGACACAUGCCACAGUGGGUCAGUCCCUCCUCCUUCUCUUCAUCCUCCCUCCUCGUCUUCCUCCUCCCAGUAUGGUCUGAUGUCUCUGUGGAGCCUCAAGUCCUUCACAGGCUCCAGGUUUGA
Messenger RNA from Platichthys flesus (European flounder), 621 nucleotides. Its product is annotated as CHRNA7-FAM7A fusion protein-like. Gene Ontology annotation, molecular function: transmembrane signaling receptor activity; neurotransmitter receptor activity; extracellular ligand-gated monoatomic ion channel activity. The record is from RefSeq and is a predicted model, not a curated record. Gene Ontology annotation, biological process: chemical synaptic transmission; signal transduction; nervous system process. NCBI's taxonomy places the organism in Eukaryota, Metazoa, Chordata, Actinopteri, Pleuronectiformes, Pleuronectidae. Gene Ontology annotation, cellular component: neuron projection; membrane; synapse.